Molecule: messenger RNA, 1318 nt
Organism: Salmo salar (Atlantic salmon)
Lineage: Eukaryota; Metazoa; Chordata; Actinopteri; Salmoniformes; Salmonidae
Product: translocon-associated protein subunit beta
Cellular component (GO): endoplasmic reticulum; membrane
Source: RefSeq, a predicted model, not a curated record
AGGGGUGAAAAAGUUGAGCGAGGGAAAAAAUGUAACAAAGUAACGUCAGCAACAAACCGCACAGCAGCAAGUAAACAAGUCCAUCAGUUAUGACCGGAAAGACGUCACUCCAAACGAGGGCUGAAAUAUAUUGAGCAUGCGUGUUGAUAUUCUUUGCUGAUUUGACAGGAAACGACAGGAAGAUGAGGGCCCUGUACGUGUUUGCUCUACUAAGUCUGCUGGGUCUGGGGACAGGAGAGGAGGGGGCUCGUCUGUUAGCUUCCAAGUCCCUGUUGAACCGUUAUGCCGUUGAGGGCCGUGAUCUCACACUGCAGUACAACAUCUACAACGUUGGAACCAGCGCUGCCCUAGAGGUUGAGCUGUCUGACGACUCCUUCCCCCCUGAGGAUUUCGGCAUCGUCUCUGGGAUGCUGAAUGUGAAAUGGGACAGGAUCGCCCCUGCCAGCAAUGUCUCUCAUACUGUGGUACUGCGCCCCCUGAAGGCCGGAUACUUCAACUUCACCUCUGCCUCCGUCAGCUACCUGGCUCAGGAGGGAGGACAAGUUGUGGUUGGCUACACUAGUGCCCCUGGACAGGGUGGGAUUUUAGCUCAGAGGGAGUUUGACAGGCGUUUCUCCCCCCACUAUCUGGACUGGGCCGCUUUCGGUGUAAUGACCCUCCCCUCCAUUGGCAUCCCCCUGCUCUUGUGGUUCUCCAGCAAGAGGAAAUAUGACUCGCCCAAGGCCAAGAAGAACUGAACGCUCUACUCUCCACUGUGGAACUAGCUAGGGAUGGGAUUAAGGUUUAAUAACUUGUACCUUUUCACACUAUUGUGCUGACAAACUGUGCUGGCUCAGAUAUUUUCUUGUCACUUUGUCCUUUCCAGCAUAGUUUUAGCAACCAUGCUGGAUGUGUAACCAGAGUAAUGCUGUACAUCUCAGUAGUGUGAAAAGGGAUUUAGUAGAUUGGGAGGCGAGUGACUGUAUUUUUUUUUAAAUGACAUAAUUACCCAUAUUGGGGGUAAACGAGAACAUGUAAUGAGUGAUCUGGGAAGAUGUGCUUCCUUGUGAUUGGGAGAUUGAGCUUUGUGGACUAUAGCAGUCGAUGAUGGGCUAGAGGUUUCAUUGCUGUUUUUUCUAUUCCAUACAUGCACAUGCAUUACAUACAGUACACACACACCAAGUCGCACUACAGCCGCAAUGCAAGAAUGGCUGCCUUUUUUUUGUUUUAUUUUGUAAUUAAUUUGAAACACUCAAGGUAAUUUCUACAGAAAGUCAUUUCCCAGGUGACUUGGAACUUUAUGUUUGGGAAAUAAACAAGCUGGGUUUUUACAAAGUAA